GCUGUCCGGCUCGCUGCCUGACCGGGCAACCCUCCCUCGCUGCGGCGAUCCCGCGACCGCUGACGCACGCGGACAUCGCCAGUCCGUCGGGCCGCGCUGGCUAGCGAAGCUUCUGCGACUGGGCGGGCGGGCGGCGCGGCCCGGCCGGGGUCCUUGCGGGUCCUCGGCCGGCCCGGGGGAGGGCCCUCUUUGUGGCUGCAGUUGGCAAGAUGGCGCCGGUGGGGGUGGAGAAGAAGCUGCUGCUGGGCCCCAAUGGGCCAGCGGUGGCGGCCGCCGGCGACCUAACCAGUGAAGAGGAGGAAGGCCAGAGUCUUUGGUCUUCGAUCUUGAGCGAAGUGUCCACCCGCGCCAGGUCUAAGCUGCCCUCCGGCAAGAACAUUCUGGUGUUCGGAGAAGAUGGUUCUGGUAAAACAACUCUCAUGACCAAACUACAAGGAGCAGAGCAUGGCAAAAAAGGAAGAGGCUUGGAGUAUCUUUACCUCAGCGUUCAUGAUGAGGAUCGAGAUGACCACACACGCUGCAAUGUGUGGAUUUUAGAUGGAGACCUCUACCACAAAGGCCUGCUGAAAUUUGCAGUUUCAGCUGAAUCUUUGCCGGAGACCCUGGUCAUUUUUGUUGCAGACAUGUCUAGACCUUGGACUGUAAUGGAAUCUCUACAGAAGUGGGCUAGUGUUUUACGUGAGCACAUUGACAAGAUGAAAAUUCCACCAGAGGAAAUGAGGGAUCUGGAACGGAAAUUUAUGAAAGAUUUUCAAGAUUAUAUCGAGCCUGAAGAAGGUUGUCAGGGUUCCCCACAGAGAAGAGGGCCUCUGACCUCAGGCUCAGAUGAAGACAGUGUUGCCCUCCCUCUGGGUGACAAUGUGCUGACUCAUAACCUGGGGAUCCCAGUGUUGGUGGUGUGCACAAAGUGUGAUGCAGUGAGCAUAUUGGAGAAGGAACAUGAUUACAGGGAUGAGCACUUGGACUUCAUCCAGUCACACCUACGGAGAUUCUGCCUCCAGUAUGGAGCUGCCUUGAUUUACACCUCAGUGAAGGAAGAGAAAAACCUUGACUUGCUGUAUAAGUACAUUGUUCAUAAGACAUAUGGCUUCCACUUUACCAUACCCGCCUUAGUUGUGGAAAAGGACGCAGUUUUUAUACCUGCAGGCUGGGAUAAUGAAAAGAAAAUAGCUAUUUUACAUGAAAAUUUUACAACCGUGAAGCCAGAAGAUGCAUAUGAAGAUUUUAUUGUAAAGCCUCCUGUGAGAAAGCUGGUCCAUGACAAAGAGUUGGCAGCAGAGGAUGAGCAAGUGUUCCUAAUGAAACAACAGUCACUUCUUGCCAAGCAGCCUGCCACGCCCACAAGAACCUCCGAAUCUCCUGCUAGAGGACCUUCUGGCUCUCCAAGGACCCAGGGUCGGGGUGGACCAGCUAGUGUGCCAAGCGCCUCCCCAGGAACAUCAGUAAAGAAACCAGAUCCAAACAUCAAAAAUAAUGCAGCAAGUGAAGGGGUAUUGGCCAGCUUCUUCAAUAGUCUGUUGAGUAAAAAAACAGGCUCUCCUGGAAGUCCUAGUGCUGGUGGAGUGCAGAACACAGCCAAGAAGUCAGGACAAAAGACUGUGUUGUCAAACGUUCAAGAAGAACUGGAUAGAAUGACUCGAAAGCCAGACUCCAUGGUAACAAACUCUACAACAGAAAAUGAAGCCUGAUCCUCCUUUAAAAGUGCAUAUGUCAAAUGACCAAAUAACUAUGUAUAUUUAUCUGAUAAGACCAGGAUUUUUCUGAUAUGGCACAUGCUAUCAGUUUUUUGGGGUAGGGGAGAUGAACUUUUAAAAAAAUAUAUACUUCAUUGGCUUGUCCGAGUGUGAAAUGCACAUUUAGGAAGGUUACACGUCAGGCUCCUUGUUAGGGAUGUCCCGUGGACUCUUGGGCUACGGUUCUCUUGUGGGAAGCAAGCACAGCUGGGCUUCUUUUAGAGUGGAGAAAGGAAGCCCACUUGCUAUCAGGGUGGAGCAAAUGAGACUAGGAAGUCAUUGAUCAGAUGGUCGUUAGUUUGACCAGUUGCGUGUUAGCAAAGUCCCUUGUUCUUGGGAAGCAGAUUAAGGAGCAGAAAGUCCAGGAAAGAGAAGAGUUCAGGAGGGAUGAGAGAAGUGCUGGGGGGAAGCUGAACGUUCGGGAGGUGGAAGAAGGAAGUGAGCGGCAUGAAGUCAUGCACAGUAGAAGGCAGAUAGCAUCGUUUAAGACUUAACCAAUUAGAAGCAUUUCCAAACUAAACACGAAACAGAUGGGAAUUGGGCUGUUCUGAGUGCAUCUUUAAUUUAUGAGAAAUGUGUUUUGUGUGGGGACACCUGAGAAAGGUGGAUCUGACACGGGUGGUGGAGAUGGCACCUGCCCAGAACCCACAUGCUUGGCCCAGGCCUUGUCCUUUUGUCCUUGGAGAAAUGCUGACUCUGCGUCUAUAACCUGGGACAGGCAGUUGCUGUGGGUUGUGUUCGAAGUCAGCAGAUACAAAAUUAGUUUACUUUGAUUUAUAUAUUUUAAAUAGCUCCUGCUUUGUUUUUUUAAUUAUUAUUUUUAACUACCACAGGCUGGCCAACUAACAGAAAAUGGGUGAUUGAUCUCUCAUUUUACCAUAAUGGCAGUGUGCUAUAUAAAGUUUGGGGGAAGUAUUUAACAUCAUUGCAUUCUGGUUAAUUAGCUUGUACCAAUUCCUGCCUUAGAGUCUGUGGUAACCUUCACUGAUACAAAAGGUUCUUUCUGUAGCUCCCUGGUCUGAUCACUGUUACCAGACCAACAAGUGAGUGCUUUACAUUGAAAAUGGAAGUGACAGGUUUGUGUUUGUCAUAAAUGUAGCACUUCUUUUCUUAUGGAAGUGAGAGUUUUAUGUGUCUUCCAUUUAGGGGCAUAUUCAUGCACAUCAUCAUGUCACACCACCAUUCUGAGAAUGACUUCUGUGGAUAUGAAAUAGCACUUUGAGUUUUCUGUGUGACACAGCACAUGUAAAUGCAAACACUACCAUGACUUUAAUGUAUAAGACAUUUGUUGUCCAAACCAAGGGGAAAACCACAGUUCACUUCCGUGGAGUUUACUUUUUUAUUUGAAUGUUUGUUAUAGUGUGUCUUGGCAUAAUGUCCCUAAUGUCAUUACUUUAUAUGCAUACCAGACUUGACUAACCACUAAUGUAGUGCUGGGCGGAAGUUAACAUCUAGUUUUAUGACAAGGCUCCUCGACUGUCUGGAGUCAUUUUGUAAAGGUCUGAACACUGUUAAGGAGAAAGCUGAGUGCUUACUUGCCUCUAACAACAAAAAGAUGUUUUUUGUGCCGGUUUUACUGUUGAAAUAUAUUAUUUUUUUCAUUUUUAAUUCUGUUUUUUUGUUGUUGUUAUUUUGGGGUUUUUAUUUUGUUUUUGUUUCUGAAAACAUGCAUUGUUGCUUCAAAUGACCAGGUUGUCUUAAGUGAUGACAGUAAACUGAUAGAGUGAAAGUUGUGAUGUAGUGACCUACAGAUGCCAUAUGGGCACAUAAAGGUAGGGUUGCUUAAUCUCUACAGCAGCCAGGGAAAAACGAGUGACCUCAGAAACAAGGAAGGAAAGACAACAUGCCUAAUUGUGUGUUUUUGUUUUUGUUUUUGUUUUUAAUUUUGAUGCAAAAUUUAAAAUGUAUCAUUUGAAUAGUUAAGCACUUUUUGUGUUGAUGUAAAACGUGCUAAAACCAACCAAUGAAAUGCUGAGGCCUGGUCUUGUGAAGGUUUCUGGGAGAGCACUGUUACUCCUUUGACACUUGGAUGCUUCUAGUUUCAGAAGAAACUGACGUAUGUUACCACAUGCUCAGUGGUUGCCAAAGUCUACCAGCUUUGGGGAGCUUCAGGGUUCUUAUGGGGUUUGGGGAAAUGAGGUAAUUUUUAUUAUUUUAGCAUUCUCAAGCAUUGGAACCAAAGGCCAGAUAAUAAACAGCCUUCACUUUUUAAAGUAAAAUUAAUUUUAUUUGCAGAAUACACUUGUAUGGUAGACUGUAAAAGACAAUUUUAUGACUAUUUAUACACAUUAUAGUGAUUACCUCUGUUUGUCUUUAAAUGGAUAAUUUUAAAUAAGCCCAACCUAAAAGUUACAGCCCAGAUGAGGGCUAUGAAUUGGUCUUUCCUAAAAAUCCAACAGAUAUGCUGCUAGAUUAUUUAAUUUGCACUUUUUUUUUCUUUCUUUCUUUUUUUUAAAGACAGGGUUUCUCUAUAUAGUCCUGGCUGUCCUGGAACUUGCUCUGUAGACCAGGCUGGCCUCCAGCUCAGAAAUGCACCUGACUUUGCCUCCCUAAUGCUGGGAUUAGAAGUGUGUGCUACAAUGCCCAGCUGUACCUUUGUUUUGUUUUGUUUUGUUUUGUUUUGUUUUUUUAAAUUGGCAUUUAAAAAACAGUAUUUAAACUGAAGAAACUGUUUUUUUAACUUGAUGAAGUUAAAAGUGACUGCUCUGUACAUCAUGACCUUAACAAUGCUGAUGCUGUAAGUGAAAGUUCACUGUUGUCUCUCUGCUAAGUUCAUUGGUGUUUUUAACUUAAAUCCGGAGUGCAGAUGAUCUCCCACUGGCCUUAGUCCAGGGCGUGGCUCUAUCUGGGUGCAGUAUGCAGUCAUGUGGAACCUUGCUUUCUAGUGCUGGGGAAGAUGUCUAAUUACUGGCUUCAAUAAACAUGAAUCCAGACUGCUUA
Peromyscus maniculatus bairdii (prairie deer mouse) is the source of this 4673-nucleotide messenger RNA. RefSeq names its product dynein cytoplasmic 1 light intermediate chain 2 (gene Dync1li2). Gene Ontology annotation, cellular component: centrosome; cytoplasmic dynein complex. Gene Ontology annotation, biological process: microtubule-based movement; microtubule cytoskeleton organization. The record is from RefSeq and is a predicted model, not a curated record. Gene Ontology annotation, molecular function: dynein heavy chain binding. NCBI's taxonomy places the organism in Eukaryota, Metazoa, Chordata, Mammalia, Rodentia, Cricetidae.